AUGAAGCAACAUUUAGCUUCCCUACCAGAUAUCGCAGCACCAAAAACCGGGGAGUUAAUAUCGGUGUACCUCUCAAUCGCUGACGAGGCCAUCAGUGCAGUCCUCACCAUUGAGCGAGAUAAGGCCCAGGUACCCGUUUAUUUUUUCAGCAAAACUCUAAAAUUAGCUGAAAGAAAAUAUCCUCCUCUUGAAAAACUCGCCCUAGCCCUGGUUCAAACAGGUAGAAGGCUUCGAAGGUAUUUCCAAGCACACCCCAUACAAGUGGUCACCGACCAACCUGUUAAGAGUGUGCUUGAAAAUCCUGAAAACUCGGGGCGAUUAGCCAAAUGGGCCAUAGAACUGGGUGAGCAUAACAUCACCUAUGUCCCGAGAAAAGCUAUCAAGGCACAAGUCUUAGCCGAUUUCAUUGUGGAAGUCCCAAACCAAACAAUCACUGAAACCACCAAUAACGAAGCUGAAUACGAGGCACUAAUAGCUGGCUUAAGGCUAGCUAAAGAGAUGAAAAUCGAAAAGCUUGAAGUGUUCACAGAUUCAUUUCUGGUUUCAAGCCAAGUGAAUGAUAGCUACAUAGCUAAGGAACCCAACAUGAAAAAAUACAAAGAAAAAUCCAAGGAACUAAUGAGUACCUUCAAGGCAUGCAACAUCAAACAGAUCCCUAGAUCUCAAAACAAAAAGGCUGAUGCCCUAAGCAAGCUUGCAUCUCUCACUUUUGCCCACCUUACCAAGAAGGUGCUGGUAAAAGUGUUGAAGGCCCCAUCGAUCGACGAAUUGGAAAUCCAAGACGUAGUUACUGAAGAAGAUCCAAACUGGAUGACUCCCAUCAAAAAGUUCCUUAAAAACGGUGAAUUGCCAAAUGAUCAAGCAGAAGCUAAAAGGGUUGAAAUCAAGGCAAGGCAGUACGAGCUACAGGGAGAAACCCUUUACAAAAGGGGUUACCUUGCCCCCUUGUUAAGAUGUGUCGGUCUGGAACAAAGCAAGUACUUGAUCAAAGAAAUUCAUAAAGGUGUGUGCGGAGCUCACUUUGGAGCUAGGUCGGUGGUUGCAAAGCUCAUGAACCUCGGAUAUUUCUGGCCAUCAAUGCAUCGUGAUACAAUCGAAGAAUUGAAGAAAUGUGACGCUUGUCAAAUUCAUUGCUAA
This is a messenger RNA of Helianthus annuus (common sunflower), 1137 nucleotides long. RefSeq lists its product as uncharacterized. The coding region runs from base 1 to 1137 and encodes 378 amino acids. The record is from RefSeq and is a predicted model, not a curated record. NCBI's taxonomy places the organism in Eukaryota, Viridiplantae, Streptophyta, Magnoliopsida, Asterales, Asteraceae. The transcript is spliced from 3 exons. Gene Ontology annotation, molecular function: RNA-DNA hybrid ribonuclease activity; nucleic acid binding.